Cryptococcus wingfieldii CBS 7118 is the source of this 1428-nucleotide messenger RNA. RefSeq lists its product as hypothetical. The transcript has a single exon. NCBI's taxonomy places the organism in Eukaryota, Fungi, Basidiomycota, Tremellomycetes, Tremellales, Cryptococcaceae. The record is from RefSeq and is a predicted model, not a curated record. Bases 1 to 1428 code for a protein of 475 amino acids.
AUGCCUGCGCUUCAGCCUUUGACGCCUAUCACCACACUCCCCACCGCCUCACGUUCAGCUUCUGGCUCGCCUUUGCCGGGACGUCUGAAGCCCAUGCCCAAAUCGUCCCCCAACUCGCCUCCCCCCGAACGCCGCCAACGCGAUAACGACCCUCUCCCACCCGGCGCACGCGCCCGCCGAGGGAGCGCCCCAGCAGUACCAGCCCCCAUCAUGAUCGCCCUCUCCGGGUGGCCCGACGCCGUCUACAUCUCCUCCUCCAAUAACCCCAAGAAACGCGGUCGUAGCGGUACUGCUACUCCGCCGGAAGUGUAUGACGGGGUGGGCGGGCCGCGGAUACUGCCCCAGCACAUCUCUCCUUCUAGGGGCAAGACGCCUGUGGGCGCGCCGAGUCGCCGGGGCGCCCCACCAAGUGCGAGACCGGUAAUCCCGGGUAGACCCUUCCCCGCACUGUCGGCUGAUGCCGCCGGUGCCAGGCUGCCGAAGACAAGGACAAUCCUCCCAAAGCCCCCCGCGCCUCCUACUCCUCCUCCUCCCGCACCCCAGCACUCCAUCUUCGCCACCACCUGCCCGCACCUCGCAGACCCCUCCCUCGGACCAUGUCCCUUCCCAACCCACCCCCACGACAUCCGCGGCAUGUUUCCACCUACGAGCCACCUCGAAAAGCUUUAUGGUAAGAAAGUCGCUGUCGAGCCUACUGUUGGGAAGAACGGGGCCAAGCGGCCGGUUGCGCAGCCUUUGCCGGUUACGAUUGUCAAAGGGAAGGGCAAGGGGAAAGAGGUGCCGAUUUCUUCUUCUGUCUCUUCGGACAAGGGCAAAACGCCUACAUCCCGCCCUGCGCUCUCCCACCCGACACCAUACCGCCACUCCUCCGACCCGCGCUACCUCCCCUCCUCCGCCUUCCUACACAAAGGCCGGGCUUUACCGCUCGUACCUUCAUGGUCCGGCGCGUCGUCUGCUUCGUCAAGUAGGGUCGGUACGCCGGGGGUCGAUUCUUCUGUCAAGCAGGCUGAGGGAGAAAGGCAAGGAGGAGGAGACGUAGAGAUGCAAGACCCAAAACUGCCCACCAAACGACACCUCUCCCCUUCUCCUUCUUCCUCUUCCUCCCACUCUUCCUCUUCCAUGCUGGAGGACGCACACCCCAACAAAGUCCGUCUCCUUUCUCCCUCUGCCCCUUCCACUUCCACUUCAUCAUCUUCCUCAUCAUCGCCUUCUACCACCCCCGUUCUGAGCGUUACACCCAAGUCGACUUUGGAUUCAGCACAAGAGGCGGGUUUACUAUGGAAGCGCGUUAUCGUCAACUAUCCCGAGCUUAUGGACGUUGACGUUGACGUCGAUGUUGGCGACCAUCAUACUGAGGCAGUAGUGGAAGAGGAAGGGAUGGGUAUGGAAGUCGAUACAGAAGUCGGAGUUGGUCGAGUUAUCGCUUGA